UUGAAUGUGAAUCAGUUUUGACGCGAAUCCACCGAAGAAAUAAUCUCCCAACAUGAAGUUUUUUGAGUUUUUCUUGGCCAUUACUUUCGUGGUGCUCGUUUCAUCGGCGGAAGAAAAAACCCGAGAGGAGAUUUGCGCAUUGUCAUUAGAACCUAAAGAGAUAGCAUGUAAGGCUAGAAUACUGCGUUGGUUCCAUAAUUCAGAGACUGGGCGGUGUGAGAGUUUCAUUUAUGGUGGGUGUUUGGGCAACGAGAACAAUUUUGACUCCAAGGAAGAAUGUCAAGAGUUUUGUGGUGUCAAAGAGUAUUGCACAUUGCCAAAAGUAAUUGGUUAUUGUAAAGCCAUCAUACCAAGCUAUUACUACAACUCUGCCAGUGAUAAAUGUGAAUAUUUCCAGUAUGGUGGAUGUGGAGGCAAUGAAAAUCGAUUCAACACUAAAGAAUAUUGUGAACGAAAUUGUAAACCUUAUUCCGCCUAUUUAUGAUUAAAGAUAAAAUGCGUUUACUUUUGAAAUUAUUAUAUUUGCGAACGAAA
This is a messenger RNA of Contarinia nasturtii (swede midge), 534 nucleotides long. Its product is annotated as BPTI/Kunitz domain-containing protein-like. Lineage: Eukaryota; Metazoa; Arthropoda; Insecta; Diptera; Cecidomyiidae. The record is from RefSeq and is a predicted model, not a curated record. Gene Ontology annotation, molecular function: serine-type endopeptidase inhibitor activity. The coding region runs from base 53 to 484 and encodes 143 amino acids. The transcript has 3 exons.